CACUGAGGAUAUCAGUAAGAUAGUACCAGUUUAUCCCAGUUAUCUCCUUGCAGAAGCAGCUGCCCGUUAUUUUUUAAUUACAUAGCCAUGUGUAAACACAAGUAGUGUAGACAAGACCAAAUACUACAGUUAAAAUAAGUGAUAUUAGGCAGCUAUAGUUUCAAACUGAAACAGAGUGACCAUUUGUUAGGGAAAGACUAUGAUGUAACACUCCAAGAAUAGAUCAGAGGGACUUGCAUUCCCAAAGAUGUUAUUCAUCUGGAGAAUUUUGUCAAACCACUGGAACUACUGACAUGCCUCGUCAGUUCCCAAAGCUGACUCUGAGCGAGGCAGAGGAGGAGACGCAGCUUCUGGCGGAGAAAGUAUAUGCAACAGCGCUGAAAGAAGAAGACAGCAAGGAUGCCUUAUCAAUGUUCACCAUACCUGACGACUGCCCAAUCGGCCUCAAGCAAGCCAAGGAACAUGAACUGCUUAAAGAGCUCGCUGAACAACAGUCAGAGGAGAGUGCCAAGAGGAAGAAAAGCUUGAAGAUGAUUCGUUCCCAGUCAAUGUCCCUGCAGAUCCCAUUGAAUACAGACUGGACACGGUCACUGGCAGCAACACCCUUCAUGUCCCCCAGCUCCACCUGCUCAUCUUUGCCAGAAAACUGCCCAGAUUACCAGAGGGUUACUAUUAGUGGUGAUUAUUGUGCUGGAAUCACUUUGGAAGACUAUGAGCAAGCUGCCAAAGGUCUGUUUAAGGCUCUGAUUAUUCGCGAGAAGUAUUCAAAGCUAGCCUAUCACAGAUUCUGUAGAACCACAAGUAAGUUCCUCCGCAGUGCUGAGAACAUGAGAUGGAGCGAGGAAGAUGAGGCUCUGCCAGACAUGUACCCAUGUCCAGUAGAUGGAGAGGAUCCCUACAGCAUGAACAACAUCCCAGAGAAUCUGAACUAUGAACUGAAGAUGAAAGAUGGGAUAGUGAAUGUUUAUGACAACACAGAGGCUCUAAGAAUGAUCCAGCCCCACAACCUUCCUUACCCGGACUUAGAGACCUUCGCCAUAGACCUCAGUCAUGUGCUCGCACUGAUUGCAGAUGGACCCACGAAGACUUACUGCCACAGAAGACUUAAUUUCUUGAGUUCAAAGUUUUACCUCCACGAGAUGCUGAAUGAGAUGGCUGAGCUAAAGGAACUGAAAUGUGUACCUCACAGAGAUUUCUACAAUGUUAGGAAGGUGGACACACAUAUUCACGCAGCUGCAUGCAUGUCUCAGAAACACCUGCUGACCUUCAUCCAGAAAACAUACAAGACAGACGCACACCGUGUCGUUUUGGAAAAGAGUGGACAAAAGAUGACCCUACAGGAGGUUUUUCACAGCCUCGACAUGGACCCCUAUGACCUCACUGUGGACUCUCUGGACGUACACGCUGGAAGACAAACCUUCCACCGCUUUGAUAAGUUCAAUUCAAAGUACAACCCAGUGGGAGCCAGUGAGCUUCGAGAAAUCUUCCUGAAAACAGACAACCUGAUCAAUGGAGAGUAUUUCGCUCAGAUCGUAAAGGAGGUGGCCCAUGACCUGGAGGAGAGUAAAUAUCAGCAUGCAGAGCCCCGCCUGUCCAUCUACGGACGCUCUCCUGACGAGUGGCACAGUCUGUCUAAGUGGUUUAUUCAACACAAAGUACACUCUCCAAACAUGAGGUGGAUGAUUCAGGUGCCCAGAAUAUAUGACAUUUUCAAGUCAAAGAAGCUGGUACCUAAUUUUGCCAAGAUGCUGGAGAACAUCUUCCUCCCUCUGUUCGAGGCCACUGUUAACCCACAGAAGCACAAAGAGCUUCAUGUUUUCCUCAAAUAUGUGUCAGGGUUUGACAGCGUAGACGAUGAAUCCAAACACAGCGACCACAUGUUCUCCUUCAGGAGCCCCAAGCCGGAACAGUGGACUGUAAAAGAGAACCCUCCAUACAGCUACUACAUCUUCCACAUGUACGCAAACAUCAUGGUCCUCAACAACCUCAGAAAAGAGCACGGGUUGAGCACCUUUCAGUUCCGUCCCCACUGUGGAGAAGCUGGAUCCAUCACUCAUCUGGUUUCUGCUUUUCUCACCGCUGACAACAUCUCACAUGGACUCAACCUGAAGAAGAGCCCUGUGCUGCAGUACCUGUACUACCUUGCCCAAGUGCCAAUUGCAAUGUCUCCACUGAGCAACAACAGUCUAUUCCUGGAAUACUCCAAAAAUCCUCUCAGAGAGUUCCUGCACAAAGGUCUGUGUGUGUCCCUGUCCACAGAUGACCCCAUGCAGUUCCACUACACCAAGGAACCGUUGAUGGAGGAGUAUGCUAUAGCAGCCCAGCUGUGGAAGCUCAGUACCUGUGAUGUGUGUGAAAUAGCCAGGAACAGUGUUCUGCAAAGUGGAUUGUCUCACCAGGAAAAGAAGCACUUCUUAGGAGUGAACUACCUGAAAGAUGGACCUGAAGGCAACGAUAUCCGUCGGACCAACGUCGCCCAGAUCCGCAUGGCCUACAGACACGAGACGCUGUGCAACGAACUGAGCUUCAUAGUGGACGCAGUGAAGUCUGAAGCUAUGGACUCCCUCUGUGAAUGAACAGGAUCUCACUGUAAACAUAGUCCAAGCAUGCAGCACUCUUACAUAUCACCGUUUGUUUAUUUUUAAAAGUGACUGCAAUGAUCAAAUAGAAUAUAUUACCACUUAAAAAGCAAUACUUGGCUAGAUAGAAGCAGGUGAUGAUGAGUUUGGUAGAAAAAAAAACAAAAAAAGUCAUACCUUGGAUGAAAGGAUGACUGAUGGCACUUUUCAAAGGUUUAGACAAAAGCUGUGUUGGGCCAAACUUGCGAAGUAGAAUCACAUAUUUGCCAUUAAACAAACCCCCUCCGUAUAAAUAUUUGGACCUAGCACUCUAUUUUCUGAUGGGGUCUGUCACAGAAACAGUUUGAAACUUGAAACUUUUCCUUUACUGUAUACAAAGCAUCAGACCAUUACAGUUGAGAGAUCUUUACACAGACAGGUGGGAUAACAGAGAUGAGUAAUGUCCAGGACGUUUCCUGUGCCUCUUCUUUAAAUAGCUUGUUUUCAAGAGUUUCAGAGGAUUUUUCUAAAGAUGUUGAUACACUGAAAGAUAUGGAAGAUACUGAAGUUUUGAAUAAUAUUGCCUUUUUUAUUUUUUUUUUGUAGAAACAUUGCUUUCACACGCAUGUUGGUUAUCUGAAGAACAAAUAGUAUAAAAGGUUACACCACUCUGCCACAACAUUAAAACUAAUAACAAGGA
Mugil cephalus (flathead mullet) is the source of this 3258-nucleotide messenger RNA. RefSeq names its product adenosine monophosphate deaminase 3a (gene ampd3a). Gene Ontology annotation, molecular function: AMP deaminase activity. Lineage: Eukaryota; Metazoa; Chordata; Actinopteri; Mugiliformes; Mugilidae. The transcript has 15 exons. The coding region runs from base 294 to 2576 and encodes 760 amino acids. Gene Ontology annotation, biological process: AMP metabolic process; IMP salvage. Gene Ontology annotation, cellular component: cytosol. The record is from RefSeq and is a predicted model, not a curated record.